AAGACCCAGACAAACCACAGAGCGACAGUGUGAACAAGUACCUCAGAGUGAACAGGACGCAUUACGAUUACGCAGGCCUAUUUCCAAUUAUUGGCCCAGACUUUAACAGCAAAAACGUAUUGAGGUUCAAGAUAACGUGUCGUGCGUGUGCUUUCUUACAGUCGCAAUGCCAAAGGGGUUUCUUAUAAAACGUUCUAAAAAGGCCGGUCCUGUUUCAUACAGGGUACGAACGGAGGAGGACUUGGUGCUGGUCGCCAAUUAUUCCCCGCUGGAGAAUGCCCCGGCUCGGGAAUUGCCCUCCGUGUGCCACAACUUUAUUCGAGUUCCGAGUCGGGAAAUAUUCGGAGGAAUGCCGGAGUCUCACUGCGUGCCCUCGCUGAGCCCAACCAGGCCUGACAGCGAUGGAUAUCAGUAUCCACCAGUGGACGCAGCUCUUCAAAUUCUCAGUUCUUUUUCUCGUGCUCAAGCAGAUACCUUUCCCGAGGCAAGUUUGGGAAGCUUUGCCAUUGAUGGCUCCCCAGUGUCGCCAUCUCUUCCAGAGAUGACCACCAGAAUGGACACCAUGUGCGGGAAUGCAAAAUCUGUAGCAGUGAAGCGUCAUGCCUCUUCCAACACCAAAACUCCCCAUACUAAUUCCAAAAAGCGCAAAUCCUCAUGCUUCUCAAACCAAGAAAAGAAAUGCAGCAUCAGGGAUGAGGUAACUACAUCUCCCGUCCUCGGAUUGCGCAUUACGGAAGAGGCGGAGGAUGAAGUGAAGCAGCGCUUCAACACGAGCAGUCCGCUUGGAGAGUUCAUCUGUCAACUUUGUAAGGAGCGGUACACAGAUCCUCUCACUUUGGCUUUCCACAAGUGCUCUCGCAUUGUCCGAGUCGAAUAUCGCUGCGAUGAGUGUGAGAAAGUUUUUAGUUGUCCAGCUAAUCUGGCCUCCCACCGACGUUGGCACAAGCCAAAGAGUUUUCAAGAGGAAAGAGUUUCUUCACCGAGAGAAGAGAGCCAACCAGACACACCAAUAGCCAGAGAUGCGCUCCCACCCUCCCCACCAUCAUCCGACUCUGGCUCAGAUGAAGAAAUUAUGUUCAGCUGCCCACAGUGUUCAAAGAAAUUUAGAAAACAAGCGUACCUAAGGAAACACCUGGCCUUGCACAAUAGGAAAGCAGCUAGUCAUCCACAAAAUCAGACUCCAUCCUCUCCUUCGGCCAGAAUCUCAGACCAACAACAAAGCGUCCCGCCCCAGGCCGGCUGGGAAUCAUCCGAGCCCUCCGCCAAAUUAUCAGGGACGGAGUGCAUCACAAAGGUGUCAGGGGAAGUGUUUCCGUGUCGAUUUUGUGGGGAUAAUUUCUUUUCCUCACCUGGCCUCACCAGACACAUCAACAAAUAUCACCCAACGGAGAGUAGACAGGUGAUAGUUUUGUCCUAAACUAUAUAAUGACACUUUGCUAGGCAUAACUACUUAAUUCAAUGUUUGGGUGGAGUAGGUUGUUUCAUCUCGCAAAGUAGUAACCUAUUGUACGUUAAAUUACAAAUGUUCCGCCUGAAUAAUAUAGUUUUUGUAAAUUAGUUUUGUUUUCUACAAAUGUAUAUUUAUCUAUCUAAUCAUUAUUUAUUUUAUACGUAUUUAUUUGUUUAUUUAUUCAUGUAUUUGUUUAUUUAUUUAUUUGCCUGUAUAUGUCAUAAUCGUGUUGCCUUUGACUGUUGAUAUAUGAAAUGACAAAAAAGCAGUUAUGCAUUGCUCCAAAUUACCUCUGACCAAAUUAUUGCUAUAUUUUUCCGUUGAAACACAAUAUUACCAUGCUUAUUUCUAAUACAAU
This is a messenger RNA of Esox lucius (northern pike), 1808 nucleotides long. RefSeq names its product insulinoma-associated protein 1a-like. Bases 167 to 1417 code for a protein of 416 amino acids. Lineage: Eukaryota; Metazoa; Chordata; Actinopteri; Esociformes; Esocidae. Gene Ontology annotation, cellular component: nucleus; transcription repressor complex. The record is from RefSeq and is a predicted model, not a curated record. Gene Ontology annotation, molecular function: RNA polymerase II cis-regulatory region sequence-specific DNA binding; DNA-binding transcription repressor activity, RNA polymerase II-specific. The transcript has a single exon. Gene Ontology annotation, biological process: negative regulation of transcription by RNA polymerase II; regulation of cell cycle process; neuron differentiation.